CAUGGGCACAGGAUCAAGCCCUUAGAGAGCAACUUUUUAACUAGCUGGCUCUUGCUGAUUAAAACUAGGGGGAUGGCAUGUUGAAACCCUACAGGAAUUUGUGUGAUCCCGUACUUGCAGCUUUAGUACAGACACUGCAACUUCCUCCAACUGUGAGGCCUUUUGGGAGCUAACCAACAGCACAGGAAGUGUCAUUUCUUGAGCAAACAGCAGUCAGUGUCUUUCGACAACAAUGGAGCAAACAACAAUGGAGCAAGAGCUGCAGAUCGGAAAUGAAAGCCGUCUGAAUUAUGGAAAUGAAUGUCUCCUUUCUUCCUCUGUUGCACAAGAUGCCCCUGCUCCUUUUUCUUUGCCCCAUGAACAACCCUCUACGCCCCCCUUGGAGCUGAUGGACAGGGCGACUGAAGAUGAAGGGGAAGAUUCAGGAGACUACGGAAUCAAAGGUUUACCUCCCCCAGCUGAUCAGCUGCCCAAAGGAGAGCACAGUGAUUCCAUUCCACCUCAGACAGAGUGGAGCAUUCUAGCUAUUUCUGAUCAUGUAGCCAGAGAAGCCUUAGUACAGUACAUAGCCAAUAAGUGCUGCUAUCGGAUUGCCCCUGCAAAACGUAUGGUGGUCCAGAACCUGACUCCGCUCAACACUUUCAGAUAUCGUCUGCAAACCUUCACUGAAACCAGAGAAACAUUCCCGAUCAGCGAGCCUUAUAAUGGUGGAUUUGUGGACUCUUCUGAUGUUGUGCCAGCACCUGCCCCGUGGGCAAUAGUAGUGGAUGCACCUCCUCUGUUUACGGACUGUGAAAUGCACAUUCCAGUGCCGCACACAUAUUCAGUACAGGAUUGUCCUAAUUGCCAAGGACAUGGUAAGAAUCAGUGCCACUUGUGUAGUGGAUCUGGAAAGAGAAGAUGUACAGCUUGUAAUGGGACUGGCUGGCAAGACUCAUCCAAUCAGAGUUGUUUAUUUUGCUCAGGUUCAGGAAAGAGACGUUGCUCAGACUGUCAUGGUGGCGGUUGGCAGAAAUGCAUCCGUUGCUCUGGAAAAGGCCUCUUGCUAUAUCAUUCUGAACUUACAAUCACUUGGAAGAACAGCGUGGCUGAAUAUGUUGUUGACAAGAAUUUUGGGUUUCCUAUUUAUCACCUGCAGGAAGUCACUGGGAAGGAAAUAUUUAGCGAUGAAAAUCAAGUGGUGUAUCCUAUAGUGAAUUUCCCUGAGCCAGCCAUUGAUAGGGGUUCAGAAUCAUGCAUUGCACAACACCAAAUGCAGUUUGCCUCCAAUAGUCGUAUAUUGAGACAGAAACAAACCAUUGAGCUGAUUCCACUCACCAAGGUGGAGUAUGAAUGGAGAGGAAAAGUCUAUUCCUUCUGUGUCUUUGGAAAUGAGAAUAAAGUGUAUACAGAGGACUACCCAGCAAAGUGCUGCUGUUCAGUCAUGUGAUUCACAGAUAGGUCAGAAGUUCUGCUAAGAAACACACCAUCGGGCAGCACAGCACAGCGCAGCUGGAAUUAUUUAUUCUCUUUAAUAAACUGAGCAACUCCUUCCUUUCCAACUUUCACUGGACAGCAGAUCUAAAGAUCUUCACUCCCAGCAUUAUCACAGAGGGUGAUGGGUGUCUCUUUAUCGGUGCAGUAAUGAUUUACGUGGGUCAUACAGUGCUUAAAUUAACCAGCAGAACACUUCUCUCGUGCACCCCUCGCCAUUCGCUCUAUGUUUAUGGAGACGAAUAAAUCGUGAUAAUGAAAACUAAACAUUGCGAGCAUAUUAUAUGACAGAUUUGAAUUCCAAGCUUUUGGUUUUGUUCUCCAUAGCUUUACAUUGAGAUAUUUAGCUUGCUAACUGUAUCCUUUAAAUUCCUAUGUGUGAAAUGCAUAUUCUAAAUGAUGGAAAUGUAAGCAGCUUCAGGUAGCUCUCUUACAGAGUUUGAAAUGAAGGACUGUGAUCUGUCAUUUUGCAAAUACACUAGUACUCUGCAAUAGCUCUCAGGGUCAGGAGCAACAGAUGUGUGUUCCUUAUCCAUUGAUAAGGACCUUCACAAGAAAGUGGGGGAAGAGAUUGGUUCAGAGAGGGAUAGGUAGUGAUGUUAGCACAUGUCCAUGUGUAACGUACACAAGGGGAAUCUGGGUCUUUGUCUCCCUCAUCGUGACUGAGCCACACAACAGCCACGAGUCUGCUUUGAACUGCUGGAGCUACUUCUCU
This is a messenger RNA of Mauremys reevesii (Reeves's turtle), 2188 nucleotides long. Its product is annotated as protein SSUH2 homolog. The record is from RefSeq and is a predicted model, not a curated record. Lineage: Eukaryota; Metazoa; Chordata; Testudines; Geoemydidae. The transcript is spliced from 13 exons. The coding region runs from base 233 to 1429 and encodes 398 amino acids.